CUUUUUUUCUUUUUUUUCGUCCACUAUUUUUUUUCUCUUUCUUUUGCUAAUUUUUGGUUGAUAUUCUAAUAUGUCUUUCAAAAAAGAUCGAUUAGAUGGGCAGCUUCAACAGCCAGAGACGUUUACAAUACCAAAUAAUAAUAACAGAGAUAAAAUUUUGCGUCCGCUCAAACCCGUCAUUGAAAACAAGGAACUAUCGACAGUUGGUGAGCCAUCUAUUACCCAGCAACCGCCAGAUCUUGUUGUGCCUCAGUCACAGUCAUACCAAUCAUUGCCAACACAAAGACAAAGCAAUGUUAGUUUUAUAAAUACUAGCAGUAACAAUAGUACAAAUCGAAAAGGACGCCGUGUACUAAAUCGAUUUGAAUCCGCACCUCAAGAGGGCUGGAAACUAAUUAAGAAAUGGGUAGGAAAUAAUCGACAGCAAAAGGAGAUCAGUAAACAACAACAAACAAUCAGCUUGGAGAGACAGGCAGAGAUCAAUACAAUAACUCCCAUCAUCAUGGCCAUGUUUUUUAUUAAAGACGAAGAGGACAAAAAAAGAAUACCUGUAUUCCUAAAUAACAUGACCGUCAAAGUGUCCAAACUGGAAGAGAGCGAUGACGAUUAUUUCAACUCAAAGCGUAAAAAAUUUCGUGGCACCAUCUUUAGAAUCACAGUUCAUUAUGGCACAGGGCCUGGAAAAAUUACUUGGUCCGUCUAUCGCAGAUAUUGGGAUUUUGUCAAGCUACACUACAGAUACAAGAAAAAAUACAGCACAAGCACUCCUAAUGGUACAAAUACAAUGCAUAGUCGUGUAGGACUACCAAAGUUUCCUAGUCUACCAAGGCAUCACUUUAGGAAACAACGAAAAAGAGAUUACGAAAGCAGAGUCCCCAUGAGUAGGCUGCCUACCACUACCAGCCAAAACAGUACAGGCAGAGACCCUGUGAACCAAGGAGACUCAGUCAUGGAUGAAGAAGCUGUCAUGGCUCUUAUGCAACCGGAAGAUAUACUUCAACAUCAAGCGAGUACUCCCUCCGAGGUUGAUCCCAGCAUCAUUUCCUCUCAAGUCAUGGAAGUUGUGAAAGCAGACACAACUGUACUAAAAGCCAUGGAAUUGUAUUUAAACCAAUUUAUUGCAUCUAUUGAGCCCAGUGGCUAUAUCAACAGACUCUGUAAAUUUCUAGAGAUCUCUGCUUUAGGCAUUCACUUAGCUGCCAAAUACCCCAUCACCAGCUUUCAUGGAAAGGAAGGCUUUGCUGUAUUUCAAAGUAGAACAGAUCGCGAUCCCAAGCAUUCACGCAAGUUUUUACAAGAUGGAUUUGUAUGUUCUUUUCCUACUACAGGUGGUAGAAGAAGAAGAAAGCCUAAAUGGAUUAUCGUGCGCGAAAGUUACGUGAUUUGCGUUGAUGACCCUAGCGAGUGUGAAAUCUAUGACGUAUUUUUAUUUGAUCAAGCAUUUGAUGUUCACAGACUUGCUAAAUUUGGCGAUAGAUCAAAUCAUCAUGUUCAUAAUAGCAAAAAGAAGUUUAGUAACGCUUUGGCUAAUGCAUCUCACUGGACAUCUAAAAAAUCAACCGUUUGUUUGAAAACGAUGCAAGGCGUGUACCAUUUUAGAGCUAAAAAUGAGCAACAAGCCAAACAAUUUGAAGCUUCAAUCCAGAGUAUGGCCAAUAGGUCAGUUUGGCCCAAAGUGAAUCGGUUUAAAAGUUUUGCUCCUAUCCGCUGUAAUGCCGCAGUAGCUUGGUUUGUGGACGGAAGAGAUUACUUUUGGGAUGUGUCUGUUGCCCUUGAAAAUGCUACAGAGUCUAUCUAUAUUCAUGAUUGGUGGCUGUCACCUGAACUAUUUCUUCGAAGACCUGCUGCCCAAAAUCUAGAAUGGAGGUUAGACCGACUUUUAAGACGUAAAGCCGAUCAAGGAGUAAAAGUCUAUAUUGUCAUGUACAAGGAAGUGGCUAUGGCAUUGCCCCUAUUCUCGCAUCAAGCAAAAAGACACUUACUAUCUUUGUCACCAAACAUAUUCGUGCAACGACAUCCAUCUCGUGCUCUUGAUAUCUUUAAUAAGAAUAGUAUCUUUUUUUGGGCUCAUCAUGAAAAGAUUUGUGUGGUGGAUAAUGAAGUGGCAUUUAUCGGUGGACUGGACCAAUGCUUUGGGAGAUAUGAUACGCCUGGGCAUACACUGAUUGACGAUUUUGAUCCGGAACUUGUCAGUACAAAUGAGAAUCCACAAGUAUGGCCCGGUAAAGAUUAUUCCAACCCUCGUAUUAUCGACUUCCACACGCUGGAUAAACCGUUUGAAGAUAAUAUGGAUCGAUCCACUUUACCUCGCAUGCCAUGGCAUGAUGUAUCCAUGCGACUGGUAGGACAACCAGUUCGCGAUAUUUCUCGUCAUUUUGUUCAGCGUUGGAAUUUUCUGCGCAGGAAGAAACCUUCUGCUCCAAAACGGCCUACGCCCAUGUUGUUGCCUGUACCCGACAGCUAUAAUAAGCACCUUGGAAUUGAUGAUCCACGCAUAUGUCAUCCACAUACAAGUGAAUCAUGUCGUGUUCAAAUUUUGCGCAGCGUAUCUCCUUGGAGUAUCGGUUCCAUUGAUCAUGUUGAACAUAGUAUCCAGACGGCCUAUGUUGAGUCUAUUCAUGAUUCCAAGUAUCUGAUUUAUAUUGAGAAUCAAUUUUUUGUUACCUCAACCAAAUCUGGAUCGACAGUGAUUGAAAAUAAAAUCGGCGAUGCUAUUUAUAACCGUAUCUUGCGCGCACAUCAACUAGGUGAGGCAUGGAGGGCAAUCCUUAUUGUGCCUCUUGUACCUGGAUUUACCGCCAAUGUGGAUGAAACGGAAGGCACAACCGUUCGUAUUAUCAUGCAACUGCAAUACCUAUCUGUGAGUCGGGGACCGGACUCCUUGAUAGGUCGUUUACAUGCAGCUGGAAUUACCAACACACACGAGUACAUUAACUUUUAUGGGCUGCGAAAUUGGGGUGAAUUGAAUGGUCAGUUCGUUACUGAACAGGUGUAUAUCCAUGCAAAGACAAUAAUUGUAGAUGAUUGCAAGGUUAUUAUUGGAUCUGCAAACAUAAAUGAAAGAUCACAGCUAGGAACAAGAGAUUCUGAGAUUGCUGCCUGCAUUGAAGAUGACACGGAUCUGAUCGAUUCUUUCUUUAACGGCGUACCGGUAAAAGUGGGUAGAUAUGCACACACUUUAAGAAUGCGACUCAUGUGUGAACAUAUUGGUUUGGAUGUGGAUCGAGCGGACAGGGAAAAAUACAGCCAAAACGUAGCGAAUGAACAAAGAUACAUGAAAGAGCCUGCCUGGCACAAUUAUGGUAAUCGUGAUAAGGAUAAAGUAGAUUGUAUUCCUCCCUAUAUUGAAGUUACAGCGACUGAUCAAAAAAAGUCGGUCGAAAAAAGCAAGAUCCAACAAGAGGAAAAGGAUGAAGUGUCUAUGAGUGAAUUAAAAAUGUCUAACACAGGUGGUACUUCCGACAGUUCUGAUACAGCUAGUCAAACAUCGUCUAAUAAAGGCAUAUUUCAUGGAAUCAAGCAUUUUGCAAAAGAAUUGCAUUCGGAUAAGAAUCAUCCCAGUCAACGAAAAGAUACAUUAUCUCCCACAUCAUCCACAAACAACGAUCACUUGACAAUCCAGCCAGUCAACUCAAACGACAGCAACUCACAAAGUGCCAAUCUGUUAUCACCAACCAAGUCCAUUUUUAGCAAGCGUAAGAGCACAAAAGAGGAUUAUGUCGAGUUUUGGACAUCAUUAGAUUGUGACACGGACAACAAUGGAGAUGUAAAAUAUUCACAGGAGGAACUAGAGGAAAAGAAUGCAGCAUUUAACUACCCCGGGUACUACAAUAGUGCUACGACUGAGCCAUUAGUGAUGGGGGAUAAAACAGUGGGCGAAGUGUACCGCAUUUUGCAAGACCCAUUAACGCAAGAAUUUCAGGAAUUUUGGCACAUGUUGGCAAGAGUGAAUACGGAUUUAUUCCGUCGAUCCUUUUUGGUUACACCCGAUAAUAAUGUCCGAACCUGGGACCAAUAUCAUCAUUAUAUAAAGAUGGCCAAGUUGUUUCUGGGACGAACAGACCCCAAGCAUGGAGGGACAAAGACGACAUCAGCAGCUGCUAAUGUUACUGCUUUACCGUUAGAGAAUAUGGCGGUCGAUACUAUUGCAGAUAUUCUCAAGCAUAUCCGAGGUCAUUUGGUGAUAUGGCCUAUGCAUUUUAUGGAGGAAGAUGACAAUAACAACGAAUUUUUGUUUCAUGUGGAUAAAAUUGUGCCAGGAGAGAUUUUUGAUUAAUUAUAAUAACAUGUUAUUUUAUUUAACAAAAAAAAAAAAAAAAUUAUAUAUAUACUAGAGAUAAUAAUUAACAGUUGAAAGGAGAGAAAAAAAAAUCUACAAUGAUGUUGUAUGGUUUGAUUUUUUUUUUUGUUUCAUAAAAAGUAUGUAUAAAAAAGAGGAAUUACAAGCAAAAAGAAAUGAAAAUCAUAUAUAUAGUUUUUUUUUUUCGGUUCAAAAAUAAAUAGAAUGUAAAAAAAGAAA
This is a messenger RNA of Mucor mucedo, 4519 nucleotides long. RefSeq lists its product as uncharacterized. Bases 71 to 4276 code for a protein of 1401 amino acids. The record is from RefSeq and is a predicted model, not a curated record. Gene Ontology annotation, molecular function: phosphatidylinositol binding; D-type glycerophospholipase activity. Gene Ontology annotation, biological process: cell motility; intracellular signal transduction; phosphatidic acid biosynthetic process. Lineage: Eukaryota; Fungi; Mucoromycota; Mucoromycetes; Mucorales; Mucoraceae. The transcript is spliced from 5 exons.